UUUACCGAAUGUAAAGCUCCCUCUAUUAUUCCCAACGGCGAAGUUGUACGCGAGGCGCUUUCAAUUCCCUUCUAUUAGUCCUGGCUGUUCAAUGCCCGCGACUCAGAAUUGUUUGCAUACCGCAAAUCCUCCUCUCAGUAGUAUGACGAAAAAGUGCAAAUGCACAACAAGUGAAUCUAGUGAAUUGUCCGAAAUGACGUGACACACAGAACGUCUGCGCUCACCACAAAGAGCUGUCGCAGUUUACUUGUAACGUCAAGUGUUUAUCGUCGUGCGUGAUCUCCGUGCGAUCAAACUUUCAUCGUCAAAAUGACGGAUAAAAUAUUUGAAAAAACAAAUCCCCAUAUUUUCAAUGGCAAUCUUGAAUCCUGGAUGACACAUCUCCCGCCAGUUUUGAAAAAUCUCCCUAUAAUCCAACUCGCCAUACCCGGUUCUCACAACACGAUGACAUACGGGAUAAAACGUAGCAACGACGUUGGUCCGGACAAGCCAAAGUGGCUGCGGGUGCUCAGUCGUUUUUUCUCCUUCAUUUCGAAGCCAAUUAUUUACAACUGGUCGGUGACUCAAUACGAGGAUGUGACGAUACAAUUAAACGGUGGAAUAAGGUACCUCGAUCUGCGGCUGGCCACGAAAUCAUCGAACAACGAAUCGAUAUACUUCGUGCACGGGCUUUACGGUUCGGAGGUCACAGAACCGUUGGAGUCGGUCGAUCAUUGGCUGACGGCGCAUCCCGAGGAGGUCGUGCUUCUCGACUGUCAACAUUUUUACGAAUUCACGAAGGAAAAUCACCGUUAUUUCGUUGAUAAAAUAAAACGUAUAUUCGGCAACAAAAUAUGUCCGGCUACGCGAAAUCUCGUUGAUAUCAGUUUGUCAUGGUUGAAUGAAAGGAAAUAUCAAGUUUUAGUGAUAUACAGAAACGAAAUAGCGGCUGGGGAAAAGCACGUUUGGCCGAGCGGUUUGUGGCCGACGCCAUGGCCAGAUACGGUCGAUCCGGACAAAAUGCUUCAAUUUCUCGAGCUUAGAAUUCGAAAUCGCACCCCCAACGUUGGCUUCGUCUCGCAAUGUCUUUUAACCCCCAACUCAGCUUACGUCGUCAAACAUUUGUGGGGAAGUUUGUACAGAGACUUAGCCACUUUGUGUCGGAACGCGUCACUGCCUUGGAUUCGUCAACACAAACCUGGAAUCCUUGGACUCAACGUCGUUAUCACAGAUUUUAUUGCUUACGAUAAUUAUCUGUUCUCACGGACGGUAAUUCAACGUAAUAACGAGCUGCUCAGGACUCCGCAAACAGCUCAUUCCCCUUAACACUCAUUUCCUUUUCAAAUUCAAUUAUGAGAAAUUCUAUUUUAUACAAAUUUUUAUAACAAUACGAAAAUAGUUAUAAAAAACGAAAAACUUUCGAAUGUUGCUUAAUAGAAAUUAACGAAAUGAUGCUAUUUGAGGAUCUUUACAAUUGACAAUAAAUCAUUGGAAGAAACAUUUGAAAUGUGAAUUGCCCAAAACCGUCGGAGCUCAGUCGUUGAAUAAGUGGAAACAACAUUUUUUCCUCUGUAAAUUAUUUAUUCUACUGUCGAUCUUCGCUGAUCCCAGAAAUUGAAUCUCUGGAAGGAUUUGCACUUACCAACUGAGCGAUUAUUCGAGUCGUUUUGAUUAUUUUUUAUUUCACGCUCUUUAAAGAACGUUUCUGUUGAGUAGGAGUUAUUGAAGUUUUUUUGUUGUCAAAACCAUGGUCACAAAACUCGUUUUUUAACAAAUUUAUACUCAAAAUCUAUAAGGUUGCAUAUACUGCGAAAUAAUGUAAUUUUCUACAACGCUAUGAAGCUGUGUUAAAAAUUGUUAGCCCAGUUGUCAAGUUGGGCAUGGUUCUGUCACAAAGCUCAUUCUGUAUAUGCACUAAUUACAAAAAUGAUUAAUAAAGUUUCACACAAAAUGUU
Venturia canescens is the source of this 1934-nucleotide messenger RNA. RefSeq names its product PI-PLC X domain-containing protein 3. The record is from RefSeq and is a predicted model, not a curated record. Gene Ontology annotation, biological process: lipid metabolic process. NCBI's taxonomy places the organism in Eukaryota, Metazoa, Arthropoda, Insecta, Hymenoptera, Ichneumonidae. Bases 310 to 1305 code for a protein of 331 amino acids. Gene Ontology annotation, molecular function: phosphoric diester hydrolase activity. The transcript has 3 exons.